GUUUACGGUGUGGUGUUUCUGCUUCCGGAUUUAACACUCACACCAGACUGUGAGCAGCCUGGGGGCCUGGUCGUGUUUAGUAACGUGCCCUUCCCCCACUACGGAUCAAAGCUACGAGGAGAGUGAAAAUCAGGAACUUCUUUGUGAGAAGACAAGAUGCCCAUAGUCACACGGCGGCUGAGAGAUCCAGACAUAAACCCUUGCUUGUCGGAAUCUGAUGCGUCUACCAGAUGUAUGGAUGAAAAUAACUAUGACAGGGAGAGAUGUUCCAAUUACUUCUUGAAGUACAAAAACUGCCGGCGAUUCUGGAAUUCUGUCAUGAUCCAAAGAAGACAAAAUGGAGUUCAGCCAUCUAUGCCUACAGCAGCAGAAAGAGAUGAAAUCUUGAGAGCAAUGCAAAAGAUGCCCUAUUGAGUAUUUGUAUUAAAAUUGUUUCUAUAACUUGAA
Cricetulus griseus (Chinese hamster) is the source of this 447-nucleotide messenger RNA. The record is from RefSeq and is a predicted model, not a curated record. Lineage: Eukaryota; Metazoa; Chordata; Mammalia; Rodentia; Cricetidae.